CUGUAGAGAGCAGCAUCUUACUUCCAUGAUUUUGCACACCGGAAACUCAUAGGGACGCGAGGAAGAAGAGUAGGAGGCAAAAUCGUGUCGGUGAAGGGCCAAGACAGAAACUUGGGACAUAAAAUCAAAGAGAGAUACUAUCACAAUGCUUCCCCUAUCACUGCUGAAGACUGCCCAGAACCAUCCUAUGCUGGUCGAGCUGAAGAACGGAGAGACGUACAACGGUCACCUGGUCAGCUGCGACAACUGGAUGAACAUCAACCUGAGAGAAGUUAUCUGCACCUCAAGGGAUGGAGAUAAGUUCUGGAGGAUGCCUGAGUGCUACAUCAGAGGAAGCACCAUCAAGUAUCUGCGAAUCCCAGACGAGAUCAUCGACAUGGUGAAGGAGGAGGUGGUGUCGAAGGGCCGCGGACGAGGAGGCGCCCAGCAGAACAAACAGCAGGGCAAAGGAAGAGGAGGAGCCGGCCGAGGUCUGUUUGGCAGUCGUGGCAGAGGAAUGACCGGCCCGGGUCGGGGCCAGCAGCAGCAGCAACAGCAGCAGCAGCAGCAGCAACAGCAGGAUAAGAAACCAGGAAAACCACAGGGAAUGAAGAACCAGCACUGACAGACAAUGCAGAACCUUCAACAACAGCACAUCCUCUUAUUCAGAGCUAUUACUCCUUCAGUACACAAAGACAGAAUUAACUCUCUGGUGUUUUCUUCUGCUGUGAUGUUUGUAAGAACUGACCGUUGCAGAAAUCACACUGGGAGAGGUUGAGAGAAGCUGCACUGAAUUUUGUUUUUUAGCAUCUGUAAGUUGGUAUUAACAUUUUUUUUAUGACCAUAUACCAGUGCACCAGUCAGAGCUGAUAGACUUCUCCUUUAGUAUCAAUUUGUAAUAUUACAACUUCACAUUUUGUAUCAUAAAUCACAUCUAAUUAUCAUAAAAGAAAAAACAGUUUUCCCUCAGUUGGUACACUGGAAUGAGGUUUCUAUUUUUAGUUUUUUCAGUGGUUGGUUGUUUGUCAGCUUGUCUCCUCAGGUGUGGUUUUCAUUAAUGAAGAAACUGCCCAGCCCCAACUUAUGUUGCAUGAAUAUUUUGAAUAUUGAAUAUUUUUUUUAAACUGGCUCUUUAUUUUCUGUGUUGUUUGUGACGUUCUGUUGUUUGCAACCUUUUUGUUUGGCUGCUGCAGUGAACAACCUGAUCACAGCAGGUGAACAGUAGACCAGCAGUCACCAGAUUGAGGAUUCAGUCUCUGAAAAGAAACACUUUUGUUAAAGCAUUUGUAAAACGACACGUGAUGAUGAUGAUGAUGGAGAAAAAAAUGUCUCAUGUUCUUAAGUCAGACAUGGAUGAGUGUCCGUUUGGUUAGGUUUCAUUUUAUUUUUGUAACACGAGACGAUGUUGUAAUUUAUUUACAUGAGAACAUGAGAAUAAAACAACUUUUGUUAAA
Messenger RNA from Lates calcarifer (barramundi perch), 1433 nucleotides. RefSeq names its product U6 snRNA-associated Sm-like protein LSm4. The coding region runs from base 146 to 604 and encodes 152 amino acids. NCBI's taxonomy places the organism in Eukaryota, Metazoa, Chordata, Actinopteri, Centropomidae. The transcript is spliced from 5 exons. Gene Ontology annotation, cellular component: U6 snRNP; spliceosomal tri-snRNP complex; P-body. Gene Ontology annotation, molecular function: U6 snRNA binding. Gene Ontology annotation, biological process: spliceosomal snRNP assembly; mRNA splicing, via spliceosome; nuclear-transcribed mRNA catabolic process. The record is from RefSeq and is a predicted model, not a curated record.